Messenger RNA from Anopheles darlingi, 3350 nucleotides. RefSeq names its product splicing factor 3B subunit 2 (gene Sf3b2). Gene Ontology annotation, cellular component: U2 snRNP; U12-type spliceosomal complex; nucleus. The record is from RefSeq and is a predicted model, not a curated record. Bases 132 to 2876 code for a protein of 914 amino acids. Lineage: Eukaryota; Metazoa; Arthropoda; Insecta; Diptera; Culicidae. Gene Ontology annotation, biological process: mRNA splicing, via spliceosome. The transcript has 2 exons.
AAUCUACAAACAACUCAAAAUCCCCUUUUCUUGCGGUCGAUAACGCGCUAGACCGAUAUUUUCGGGGUGUUGUACGAAAAGAAGUGCAUUGUUCAGCUGGUAACGGUGAUUGUGAGAAUCGGCGGGCCAACAUGGACAACGACCAGCAGGAGCAUACGGAUUCGGCAUCUUCCGAGAUGCUGCUUACCGGGAUGAUAAUGCCCGAUCCGCUCACCGGAUGGUCCAGUGAAGAGGUACCACUUACGGGCCAGGAAGAACAGGAGUAUCUGCAACAACAGGCGGAAAUGGAAAUGGAAGAACCGUUUGCCGAUGAAGGAUCAAACGAUGAAGAUGGACAACAGCAACAGCAGCAGCAGCUAUCUUUGCAGCCGCCCUCACUGAUGUCACUUCAAGUGGACAGUCCCGAAUCAGAUGAGUUACUGCUGAAGAAACCGGCAGAACUGGUGUUGCCGAAAGCUUUGGAGGACGUGCUUGCGCUGACAACGAUUCGGGUGCAGGAACUCGGUGACCACCAAGGAUCACCACAACCGGCUAGUGGCGGUGGUAGUGGCGGCCGUGCUGAUGGUGCCCCAGUGAGCUCGUACCUGGAGGCGGACGGUAUCGAGUCGGAAGAUGAUAUGGCAAACGAGCCCCUCCUGGCCGGUGACGAGGGCGAUAGUGACGUGCACGGCCCCAAGAUGACCGCGGUCGAAGGAAAACAGGACAAGAACCGUCGCAAGAAGAAACGAAAGAAGGAAAAUCGUAGGGCACGCCGAGAGCAGAUGCAAAAGGCGCACGAAGAACGUAUUCGGGAGCAGCUGGCAGGAGAAACAAAGCAACCACAGCACACGGUGGCAGCGGCGACGGUGACUGCGGAUCAGCAGGACAACAAUGGCGAGGAUGAUGGCAGGGAGAACGCAUUGGUGGAACAACAGGCCAAUGGAGACGAGCGUGAUGAUGAAACAAACGAAUAUCCGGCAGAAGACGGCGGUGAUGAAGAGAAUGGUGAGGAAGGAGAAUCCAACGGUAAAUCGCCAAACGAUGAAGAGGAUCCGCAUUGUGGCAACGAUAAAGAACAACAAAACGGAGAACCGGACGAAGACGUGAACCAAAAUGGUGAUGACCACGAGGAACAUCAGGAGAAUGGCAAAGAGAAGGAAGGCAAAGCGGCUCCGAAGUUUGUCGGAAGCCGACGAAAAACGUCGAAAGCGAAGGCACCGGAGAAUGGCAGCGAACUGGUAUCGGUAGAUGACGUCGAGAUUGAGUACGUACCGGAGAAGAUCACGAUCGCGGAUCUGGGUCCACUGUACCGGCAGUUCUAUCGCGUGUUUGAGAUCUUCAAGCUCGAUACGAAACCGAAAGAUACGAUCCGGACGGGAGAAGAGGCGGACAGUAUGAAGGCGGCAACGGAAAAGGCCGCACUGAGCGAGAAGCUGGACGAGGAAGAGGACGAGAUGCUGGCCGGGGCCGAUGAUAAGGAUGAUCGGGAUAAGAUUUCCAAGCGCAAACUAAAGAAACUGACCCGACUGAGUGUCGCCGAGCUGAAGCAACUCGUGUCCCGCCCGGAUGUGGUGGAGAUGCACGACGUGACGGCUCGCGAUCCGAAGCUGCUGGUGCAGUUGAAGAGCCACCGGAAUACGGUACAAGUGCCGCGCCACUGGUGCUUCAAGCGAAAGUAUCUCCAAGGCAAGCGCGGUAUCGAGAAACCACCGUUCGAUCUGCCCGCGUUCAUCAAGAAGACGGGUAUUAUGGAAAUGAGAGCGUCGCUGCAGGAGAAGGACGAGGCAAAGACACUGAAGGCAAAGAUGCGCGAACGGGCUCGGCCGAAGAUGGGCAAGAUCGACAUCGACUAUCAAAAGCUGCACGAUGCCUUCUUCAAGUGGCAGACCAAACCACGCAUGACGAUCCACGGUGAUCUGUACUACGAGGGCAAAGAGUUCGAGACGCGGCUGAAGGAGAAGAAACCGGGCGAUCUUUCGGAGGAGCUCCGCAUCGCUUUGGGUAUGCCGAUCGGGCCGGCCUGUCACAAGAUUCCGCCCCCAUGGUUAAUCGCUCAGCAACGCUACGGACCACCGCCGAGCUAUCCGAACCUUAAGAUACCCGGACUCAAUGCACCCAUUCCGGAGGGCUGUUCGUUCGGAUACCAUGCGGGAGGCUGGGGUAAACCACCGGUCGACGAGAGUGGAAAGCCGCUGUACGGCGAUGUGUUCGGAAUGGCCGGUUUGGACGGAGAGGGUGGAAUGGGUGAGGAGGAGAUCGAUCGCACCGUUUGGGGAGAGUUGGAGUCGGAGUCCGAGGAAUCAUCCGAGGAGGAGGAGGAUGAGGGUGAAGAUCUGACUGCUCAACCGGACGAAAGUGGUUUGGUAACGCCGGCCGAGGGUCUCGUGACACCGUCUGGCCUUACGAGCGGUGUGCCGGCCGGCAUGGAGACGCCGGACACGAUCGAGCUUCGCAAGAAGAAGAUUGAAAGUGAAAUGGAAGAUAACGAAACACCGGUACUGUAUCACGUGCUGCCCGAGAAGCGUAAUGAACGGAUCGGUGGAGCGAUGAUGGCAUCUACGCACGUGUACGACAUCGGAGCGGCCGGCGGUGGUGCGGGACCGGCUGGUGGUGGGGCAGGUACCGCAGCCGGUGCAGGGCGUCGCGGUGGCGGUGGUGGUGUGGAUCGGGAGGGUAUGGUCGAACUGGCGCUCGAUCCCUCCGAACUGGACUUGGAUAACGAGGCAAUGGCUCAGCGCUACGAGCAGCAGAUGCGCGAACAGCAGAGUCACCUGCAGAAGGAAGACCUCUCCGAUAUGCUGGCGGAACACGUGGCGCGCCAAAAAUCAAAACGAAAACGGCAACAGACCGACACAACCAGCAAACAGUCGAAAAAGUACAAGGAGUUCAAGUUCUAACCGAACCGAUCAUACCAUCUCCGGGACGUCGCUAUCGGGGGCUUCUUCAGCGUAUUUCCAGUUUUCAUUUUUCCGGCUUUCGAAGAAUCGAUCUGGGCGCGGUAGCAACAACAGCAGCAGCAGGAGGGCGAGGGAUUUUCUACAAAUCAUUCACUUACUAACCAGGAAAUAUACUAAAAGAGUAAAAAAAAAAUCGCUACAGUUUCAGUCCCAUUUCGUCCGGCCAGACACUCUUCCUGCAAAUUUCGGCGACGGUAAAUCAACGAACGAUGCAACUGUUGCAGCGAUUUAACAAAAACUGGUUGAUCCGCCAUUCAUCCAUGUCUCCUGCGACUAUGAAACUUGGAAAAGUAUUGCCCAUGAGAAAUGCAGGCUACUACGACGAUUACUUCCGUGUUGCUGGUUUAUUAAUUUAAGGAAUGACUUACUCUCAGUUCUGUGUCCAUAUGUCCAAUAAACAUUUACCGCCCAGUA